This is a messenger RNA of Oncorhynchus masou masou (cherry salmon), 2652 nucleotides long. RefSeq names its product microtubule-associated tyrosine carboxypeptidase-like. The record is from RefSeq and is a predicted model, not a curated record. NCBI's taxonomy places the organism in Eukaryota, Metazoa, Chordata, Actinopteri, Salmoniformes, Salmonidae. Bases 8 to 838 code for a protein of 276 amino acids. The transcript is spliced from 5 exons.
UGGGAUUAUGGAGUGUAUUCUGAGGAAGUUUGGUAACUAUGAGAACUUUGAGGAAGUGACGGGAGGAAGUAUUUUACCAAAGAGUCGAGUCUGGGCUGCUGCACGCAAGUACCUGCAGAAGGAGAACUGUGUAGGAGAGGUGGUGGUGUGUCUGUCUGAUGAGCUGCUGUCCCAGGCGGUGAUGAUGGUGGAGAGUUGUCGUCCCACUCUGACUAUCAACCUGUCUGGAGCACGACAACACUGGCUGGAGGGCAUGCUCAGGCAUGAGAUAGGAACCCACUACCUUAGAGGUGUGAACAACAACCUCCAGCCCUGGUCUACUUCCGCAGGCAGGAAGCAGUAUGGCCUCAAACCGGCCAAUCCCACGGAAGAAGGCCUGGCCAGCCUGCACAGUGUGUUGCUACGGAAACAGCCCUACCUGUGGCGCGCCGCUCUGCUCUACUAUACGGUGUAUCACGCCACCAGGAUGGGCUUCAGCCAGCUCUUCAGCCACAUCGCUCAGUUCGUCCAGGAUCCCGCGGUGCGCUGGGAGUACUGCCUCAGAGCCAAGAGGGGACAGACGGACACCUCGGAGCCUGGCUGUUUCAGUAAAGAUCAGGUGUACCUGGACGGAAUCCUCAGGAUUCUACGACAUCGGAGCAACAUCGACUUCAAGAUGCUGACCUCGCUAGGCAAGGUGUCGUUUGAGGACGUAGAAAGGCUACGGCACUUCGCUGUCCUGCGCCGGACCAGAAUCCCUCACUUCAUGCAGGACCAGGAGACAUACCUUCAGCAUCUGGACCACAUUGUCGCGGUCAACGAACUGAGCGACGCUCAGCUUAGAGAACUCCUUCCCUGACCGACCGGCCGGCCGACCGACCGACCGGCCGACCGACCGACCGGCCGACCGACCGACCGACCUUCAGCUGAGCGCUGUAGAUCACCUGCUGGGCGUCAACAACUGGGCGUCAACGAUUCAACAUGUAGAAUGGUCGGGAAAUGAAUAGAAAAUGGCAGAUGAUGUUCGGUGGUCAGAGGCGUUAAGAAUGGUCACCUGCUGCUAAUUACCUCUGGUCAGCGUGGUCUGUUUUCCCCUUGACUGACUGACCCCUCUGUUCUAGACUGGCCAUCCCAUCCUUGACUGACUCACUCUGGUCUAGACUGGCCAUCCCAUCCUUGACUGACUCCCUCUGGUCUAGACUGGCCAUCCAUCCUUGACUGACUCACUCUGGUCUAGACUGGCCAUCCAUCCUUGACUGACUCCCUCUGGUCUAGACUGGCCAUCCAUCCUUGACUGACUCACUCUGUUCUAGACUGGCCAUCCAUCCUUGACUGACUCCCUCUGGUCUAGACUGGCCAUCCAUCCUUGACUGACUCACUCUGGUCUAGACUGGCCAUCCAUCCUUGACUGACUCCCUCUGGUCUAGACUGGCCAUCCAUCCUUGACUGACUCCUCUGGUCUAGACUGGCCAUCCCAUCCUUGACUGACUCCCUCUGGUCUAGACUGGCCAACCAUCCUUGACUGACUCCCUCUGGUCUAGACUGGCCAUCCCAUCCUUGACUGACUCCCUCAGUUCUAGACUGGCCAUCCAUCCUUGACUGACUCCCUCUGGUCUAGACUGGCCAUCCAUCCUUGACUGACUCCCUCUGGUCUAGACUGGCCAUCCCAUCCUUGACUGACUCCCUCUGGUCUAGACUGGCCAUCCCAUCCUUGACUGACUCCCUCUGGUCUAGACUGGCCAUCCAUCCUUGACUGACUCCCUCUGGUCUAGACUGGCCAUCCCAUCCUUGACUGACCCCUCUGGUCUAGACUGGCCAUCCAUCCUUGACUGACUCCCUCUGGUCUAGACUGGCCAUCCAUCUUUGACUGACUCCCUCUGUUCUAGACUGGCCAUCCCAUCCUUGACUGACUCCCUCUGGUCUAGACUGGCCAUCCCAUCCUUGACUGACUCCCUCUGGUCUAGACUGGCCAUCCCAUCCUUGACUGACUCCCUCUGGUCUAGACUGGCCAUCCAUCCUUGACUGACUCCCUCUGGUCUAGACUGGCCAUCCAUCCUUGACUGACUCCCUCUGGUCUAGACUGGCCAUCCAUCCUUGACUGACUCCCUCUGGUCUAGACUGGCCAUCCAUCCUUGACUGACUCCCUCUGGUCUAGACUGGCCAUCCAUCCUUGACUGACUCCCUCUGGUCUAGACUGGCCAUCCAUCCUUGACUGACUCCUCUGGUCUAGACUGGCCAUCCAUCCUUGACUGACUCCCUCUGGUCUAGACUGGCCAUCCAUCCUUGACUGACUCCCUCUGGUCUAGACUGGCCAUCCCAUCCUUGACUGACUCCCUCUGGUCUAGACUGGCCAUCCAUCCUUGACUGACUCCCUCUGUUCUAGACUGGCCAUCCAUCCUUGACUGACUCCCUCUGGUCUAGACUGGCCAUCCAUCCUUGACUGACUGACUCCCUCUGGUCUAGACUGGCCAUCCCAUCCUUGACUGACUCCCUCUGGUCUAGACUGGCCAUCCCAUCCUUGACUGACUCCCUCUGUUCUAGACUGGCCAUCCAUCCUUGACUGACUCCCUCUGGUCUAGACUGGCCAUCCAUCCUUGACUGACUGACUCCCUCUGGUCUAGACUGGCCAUCCCAUCCUUGACUGACUCCCUCUGGUCUAGACUGGCCAUCCCA